AGUAGGACUUUCGGUAAAGUUGAGGAAAACAUGGCGGCUAGUUCUACUCUGUCUCUCUGCUUCACCUUACCUUCUUUGUCACUGUUAUUCAGGCACAAGCCCCAAUUGUUUGCGUGUUCAGCGAGGCCAUUUUCUUCUUUGUGUCUUGUUACGGGGCGCAGCUUCAAGGCUAGGGAUUCCACGACCAUAGCGGCGGAGAUUGUGGAUGAAGAAGGGGUUGGAGUUGGACAACAUGUGGAACGAUGGGGCAAGAUGGAAAAAGCCACCGAAGUGUACGUGUUCAACCUUCCAAGAAGCUGUGACACAGAACAACUACUUCAUAUGUUCAAGCCUCACGGAACCAUUCUAUCUGCAGAGAUUUGCCGGAAUGAGGAGACUGGUGAAAGUAGAGGGAGUGCUUAUGUCACAAUGGGGUCUAUUAACUCUGCAAAAAACGCAGUUGCUGCAUUGGAUGGAUUGGAUGUUGGUGGCCGCGAAAUGAGGGUUAGAUUUUCAGUUGAGAUGAAUCGUAAAAGGGAGAAUCUUGAGACGAUGAACUCCUCGCCCAAUAGAACUAUAUACUAUGAAGGUCCUUAUAAGUUGUAUGUUGGGAAUCUUUCUAAGGUUGCUAAAGUGGAAGACUUGAGACAACUUUUUGGAAGAUUUGGUAAUGUGGCUAGUCUGAGGGUGUUGCGAGAUUACAAACAAGGGAGAACCCGGGUCUAUGCGUUUAUCUCUUAUCUUUCAGAGAUAGAACGUGAUACAGCAAUUUCCCUCCAUGGAACACUAUUUUGUGGUCGUACACUAGUGGUUAGAGAGGGUGUGGAUAGAGGGGACUAAGACUUAACUGCAUCUUCAGAUUCUGCGUAGAGAUGACUCCAAUUUUUGUUGUUUCAGAAGGAGCAAGUUCUUUGCUCUGGAAUGUAUAGCUGAGAUUUAUGGGACUGCCUGUGAGAAUCUUCCUAAAUUAUAAAAUGUCAGCUGAAAGUAGAGGUCAGCUACUAUGACAGACAGUUCCAUCAAAAUCUGGACUCAUACUCCUAUAUUUGUAGUAUUUCAAAUUCCAAACAGCAAUAUUGUAGUUCUCGAUGUGUGUUUAGAACAUGAUUUUCCUAGUGACAAAUUAUUCACAACCUAAGGUCAAGAACAAAGAAUGU
This is a messenger RNA of Gastrolobium bilobum, 1136 nucleotides long. Its product is annotated as small ribosomal subunit protein cS22-like. Gene Ontology annotation, molecular function: mRNA binding. The record is from RefSeq and is a predicted model, not a curated record. The transcript is spliced from 4 exons. Bases 31 to 819 code for a protein of 262 amino acids. Gene Ontology annotation, cellular component: cytosol. Lineage: Eukaryota; Viridiplantae; Streptophyta; Magnoliopsida; Fabales; Fabaceae.